Molecule: messenger RNA, 1967 nt
Organism: Bacidia gigantensis
Lineage: Eukaryota; Fungi; Ascomycota; Lecanoromycetes; Lecanorales; Ramalinaceae
Exons: 2
Source: RefSeq, a predicted model, not a curated record
AAAUCAUCGCUCAAAGAGUCUCAAGCAUUUCACCUUCAGCCUAUGUGGUUUUGAAGGAUGUCGAGGCAACCAAUGAAUGUAGCAGAGUGGGCAAUUCUUAUGCCUCCUUGACACUCUCUUUCGGACCAGGCGAACUCAGCACUGCGCCCCAUUGGCUCAACCAAGAAUCCCUCAAUUAUGAGGACAUUUGGUCAAAUUGUAGUGAGGUCUCGAGCUACAAAGAAGCCCAUAGGGGCUCAAUAUGUGGUUGGGAUGAAAACCAGAAUUCCAAUUCUUAUUGCUCUAGAGAGUAUUUCUCUCGCCAAGCCAAUUGGCCAGGAGUAGAACACUGUACUCCAACGCUCAUAUACCCUUUUUCGAAGUUUGGUGAAUUUGAUCCUGCUUGGAAAUCAUGUACGACCUACGCUUGGAACCCUAUAUUUGACCCGCCUCGAACUUUGGAACCAGCGGCUGCGAUAGCCACCGAAGUUCCUACAAAUUCCGAUCCACGGCUGUUUGCCUCCGCCACGCCAGCUGCCAGUCUUUUGCCUCCUUUGGCUCCGGCGACUAAGGUGCCAGACACAUCCACUCCUACUGAAGCUAGCCAGCAUACACCGAGCUAUGUUGAUCCGGUGGAGUAUAUGGAUCCUCAACGUGACCCUUCUGAUACUGAGGGGUCAGAUCUGCAAUUGCCGGCACAGGACCAUGCGGACAAUUCUGCCGACCCAAAGCCGGGAAACAAUCAGCCAGAUGUGUCUAUCAACAACCCCGCAGGAGUAGCGAAGGCCGACAAUUCUCUCAUGAAUGGGCAGGAUCGAUCUCAAAAAGACAUCGGAAUCCUGGUCCCCAAUGGAUCUCCAAUCACCACCAAUGGCGUCAUCUACUCUCUUGCGGCGUCAGCAAUAGCCAUGAUCAAAGAUGGCAAACCCUUUCCAAUUCCCACUAUUGCAGCGAUAGCUCUCGGAUCCCAAACCACACCAAUCUUGACGUUUGGGGGAUCGACUUACAAAGCCGAUACCAGCUCUGCAUUCACGACUAAUGAUCAGAAACUCACGCCCGGGGGUACCAUCACCAUCUCAGGAACGCCAAUUCUUCUUUCAACGGACGGCACAGCGGCGAUUAUAGGUUCAAGUACGCAGACUCUCUUGCCUAACUCGCUACAAACAACAAACCCACCUACGCCCCUUCUCGCACCCUUGCUGACCUUUGGCGGUUCGACAUAUACCGCCGACAAAAAUUCCGCAUUCACAAUAAAGGGUCAAACGCUCACGCCAGGCGGCACUAUCACCAUCCCUGGCACAUCAAUUGCUCUCUCACUCGACGGUACAGCCGCGUCGAUGGGCUCAAGCAGCCAGAUUCUCUUACCAACAUCCGUCCUCCUGCCCGCACCACCCCAACCAACCCCACAAAGCCCCCUUUCUCUUGCCCCACCCCCAACCUCCUUAGCACUUCUUCUAACCCUCUCCAGAUCAGUCUACACAGCAGACACAGCCCUCAAAUUCACCAUCGAUGGCCGAACCCUCGUACCCGGCAGCGCCAUCAUGAUUUCCAGUACCCAGAUAUCCCUAGCCUCGAACGGUCAGUUGGCCGUCAUAGGCUCAAGUACGCAACGUCUCUUGCCCACAAAGAGACCCACCCUAACACCAAAGCUGUCUGAAAUUACCGUCGGAGGACAUGUCUUGACGGCCAUACCAGGUGGGAAGUUCGUGGUAGACGGACAGACCGUGAGCAAAGGCCAGAUAGUCACGAUUUCCGGGACGCCGCUCUCGGUGCCAGUAAAUAUUUUGAAUGUGAGUGGGGCCGGAGGUGGCGACGUAACUGGAUCUGUGGGUAUUGGAGGGUGGGUCAUGAGUGCCUUCAAUCCCCAACAGAGCUCGGUCGUGCCUUUUGAAGGGUCUGCAUGCCGCAGCCGUCGAAUCGACCAGAUCAAAGUGGUGGGAAGGGUGGGGAUGAUGGUACUUGUAAGGGUUGGUUUAGAUAUGAUAUGA